Molecule: messenger RNA, 1071 nt
Organism: Ramularia collo-cygni
Lineage: Eukaryota; Fungi; Ascomycota; Dothideomycetes; Mycosphaerellales; Mycosphaerellaceae
Product: related to F1F0 ATPase complex assembly protein
Exons: 1
Coding region: 1-1071 (356 amino acids)
Biological process (GO): mitochondrial proton-transporting ATP synthase complex assembly
Cellular component (GO): mitochondrial inner membrane
Source: RefSeq, a predicted model, not a curated record
AUGCAAGCUCCAUCACCUCUCUGCCUGCGGGCAAUGCGGCUCCUCAUCCAUCCCAGCCGUAGAUGUUACGCCUCCCUCCCAUCAAAACCCACCUCCACUCCAUCUCCACCACCACCACCGCCGCCUCCCCGAGCCCACGACGCGCCCUCAGCACCCGCUCUCCGCCAAAAAAUCGACACCCAACCCGGCUUUCUCAAACGAAGUCAAGGCGACGAUGACUUUAUCCCCCAACCUCUCUCCCGCCCCAUCGGCAUGCCCAAUCCCCCCGAAGCCGGUACGAAUCGCGGCCUCGACACCAGGACUCUAUCGCAACGCCGCGACGACUUUGUCAAUUACGACAAGCAUUUGGCCAAACGCUCUCGGAUGACCAAGCAGAUUUCCAAACCUUAUUUUCGCGAUUGGAGUAAUUUGCGCUUUUCCAAGGGCAAAAUCUUCAAAAGUAAUGAGAGGUUGUUCCGCGCUGAUGCGAGUUUGUGGUUUCCUAAUUUCUAUGGGAAGACUUUGGCAAAGGGAUUGGAGAGGAUCGAUCGUAAGGAUGGAUAUCGAGGGUUGGGGAGGGAUACGGUGGAUGCGAUGAAAGGGAAAGUCAGCGUGGUUUCUAUUGUGAGCAGUAUGUGGGCCAAGGCUCAGGUCGAUACUUUCACUUCUCCCCAGCAGAAUCCGGAGUUGCAGGAGGUUAUGCAGAGGAAUAAAGAUGUCGCGCAGAGAGUGUGGAUUAAUAUGGAGGACAACUGGAUCAAGUGGUGGCUACUGCAGACUUUCCGGAAUAAUCUGAGAAAGAGCCUGAGCGAGGAGGAGCAUAGGCGAUAUUUCAUGGUACGGAGAGGGGUCAGCGAUGUCAUGAAAGAGGCCAUUGGAUUGUUGAAUGAUAAGGUCGGGUAUGUCUAUCUUGUGGAUGAAGAUUGCAAGAUUCGAUGGGCGGGAAGUGCGGACGCAGAGGGUGGUGAGAGGGAGCGUAUGGUCAAGUCUUUGCAGAGGUUGAUUCAGGAGGCGAAAUCACCAAAAGAGAAGAGGGCAGAGGUGAAGGAGCAGGCCGAGGAGAUUGUGGACCAAGGCGCCGAGAUGAAGUAG